Nicotiana attenuata is the source of this 468-nucleotide messenger RNA. RefSeq lists its product as uncharacterized. The record is from RefSeq and is a predicted model, not a curated record. Lineage: Eukaryota; Viridiplantae; Streptophyta; Magnoliopsida; Solanales; Solanaceae. The transcript has 2 exons. Bases 1 to 468 code for a protein of 155 amino acids.
AUGGUGGGCGAGAAGGUUCUCCUAAAAGUCUCACCAAUGAAGGGCAUCAUGAGGUUCAGGAAGAAGGGCAAGUUGAGCCCAAGGCUUAUUGGCCCGCUUGAGGUGUUGAGGAAAGUUGGGGAGGUUGCUUAUGAGCUUAGUUUUCCUCCCAGCCUACCAGGAAUUCAUCCGGUCUUUCAUGUGUCUAUGCUCUGGAGGUACCAUGCCGAUAGGUUGCACGUACUAGAUUACAGCACGAUUCAGCUAGAUGAGAGUCUGGGUUAUGAGGAGGAUCUAGUUUCCAUUCUUGACCGGCAGGUUUGCCAGUUGAGGUCCAAGAAGAUUAUUGUGGUAAAGGUCCGAUGGAGGGGUCAACCAGUCGAGGAAGCAACUUGGGAGGCCGAGGAGGACAUAGGGAGUAGAUAUCCACACUUAUUCAGCACUCCAGGUACUGAGACAUGUUCUACCAGUGGUCACGCGGGCGCGUAG